AUCUUUUCGAGAAUGAGCGAGAUAUGCUUGCCUUUCCUCGAUUUCUCACAUGCUCAAUGAAAGUCAACGAUGACUUUUCAUUGGAGCUGAAAAUGGCGUUUGUUCAAGGAAAGCUUUAUGAUAUUUUCAAUCACUAAAAUUAUGUUAUUAUGCAUAGCGGAGGCCUAAACAUAUCGAAACAAAAGGCACGUUGUUUGUUCUUGUUUUUAUUAGACUACAAUGCAACACGAUCAAACCUAGUCGAUUAGCUACUCGAAUGAAACAGAAGAGCUGGAAGUAAUAUUCGAUUCCUAGCAGACGUUCUUACUAGCAACAAUAUAAACAACAUGGCCGCUGUGUAAAAUUUGGUGUUUACCCUCGGAAAACUGUCGCAACUGCAAAGGCAGGCCAUUAUCCGUGUCAGGCCAAUUGUUUUAAAAAAGAAAGUAACGGAUUGUCUGUUUCAAGUGACUGACAGUCGCUUAAAAUGGAUAUAAAUCCAUUAGCCAACCCUAAAGGGGUAAAACUUUUAUGUGAACUGUGCCAAAUCCCAGCUUUUCUGCAGUGUAAAUUUUGCAACGUUACUUAUUACUGUUCCCUGGAGCACCAGAAGGCUGACUGGAUUGGCAUUCAUGAAAAGAUUUGUGACAGACUUGCAUUUCUAAGGCAGCCAGUUCCUUUUCUAGCAUCUAGGGAGGAUCGGGAAAGGAGACAAAAGGAGGUUCAAGUUAAAAAGAUUGAAUUGAUCGAAAUGACGAGAACUCUUGCUCAGAAGAUGCUGUUUGAAGGCAAGCAUGAAGAAGCAGUACCAGCAGCCAUGCAGUCUCUGAGAUAUUCUAUAGAGGUGUAUGGAGUGUCCACUAUAGAGCUGGUGCCUUCUUACUUGAUACUUGGUGAAGCUAGUGUUGGUCUUGGGAAACUUACACAAGCAGAAGAGUACCUUGCCAAAGCUGACUGGACUGUGUUAAAAACCCCGGACUGCUCGAGGGCUAUUCAGUCAAAACUGUACCGAAAUCUGGGCCUUCUGUAUGCUGCUAAGGGAGACUUCCCAGAGGCUCUUAACAACUUUGCAGAUGAUAUUUAUCACGCAUCAGAGGAGUUUGGUACUGAUGACAUCAGAACAGCAGGAGGUUACUUCCACAUGGGCAAUGUUUUCUUCAGGCAGGGCAAAAUGGAUGUGGCGGACUCAUUGUACAGACAGGUGAUUAAUAUCUGGUACAGCCACCUGGCUGAUGUCCUCAAGUCUAACACUCCAAGCGAGGAAGAACUUGCUCAGAGUCGCACCCGCAUCCUGGGACCUGUGAAAGGAAUGUUUGAGGAAAUGGGCAGUGGACUGGAUGAGGCGCAGGAAGCCGAAGCUGUUCAAAUUCUCAACUCAAUCCACGACAUCCGGGAACAUCAGACGACGCGGCUGCCCCAGGACCUGGCUCAGGCCUGUCACGCUCUAGCCAUGCUGUACUUUGUGCUGGGAGAUAUCAAGAAGGCUAAAGAGUACGGCCGAAAAGCUAUCGUUGCCAGUGACCAAGUGAAGGAUGAUGACUUUUCACAGUCGUUGGUGGAAUUCAUGAAGUUGUGUGAGCGGCAAGGCACUGUCAACUAAGAACAACUAAAGAUUGAGCAGUAACUCCUGAAGGAGAACUAUUUGCCUUUCUGGAAUCUUCUGGAAAUAGGGAAAAGUUGGAAUGUUCUAAGCGUUUUAUUUCUUUUCUGGUCUUUGUGUCCUUUGGUGUUUUAGCAUUGCUACCGUUUAAUUUUUUUUUACAAUUCGGACAGUUUGUUUUUGAGUAAUUUCUUGAUCUAAGUAAUAAGCACCACUAGUUAUCGGGUAAUGAGGAUUUAGAUGAAUGUGAAAACUGAGGCUUCUGUGAUGAGGUUAUGAAAGUCUGUAAAUUUUGUGUGUGUGUCUGUAAAAGAGAGAGGAAAAGAGAGAGAGAGAGAAAGAGAGAGAAAGAGAAAGAGAGAGAGCACCGUUCUAUUUAUCCAAACUGCAUGAACGAGUCAGACGAGGUUCUGUUGCUGAGACUCAAAUUUUAUACUUCUGUGCUAACAUUCAACCAUGUCACAUAGUGAUUUCCAGGAAGGAGUUCAAUCCAUUCAAACAAAGGAAUAUGUUCACUGUUUCCAAACAAUCAACCAAAGCCACAACUGACCUGCAAAUAAUUGUUAUGAUGGUCUUGUCUGUUGAAUAAUAAUGAUGUAUAAUAGUUUUUCCUUGGAAAGAAAAAUGAAAUAAAGAUUAUAAUCUUUUCUAUUU
Molecule: messenger RNA, 2233 nt
Organism: Aplysia californica (California sea hare)
Lineage: Eukaryota; Metazoa; Mollusca; Gastropoda; Aplysiida; Aplysiidae
Product: zinc finger MYND domain-containing protein 12
Exons: 8
Coding region: 467-1579 (370 amino acids)
Molecular function (GO): protein binding
Source: RefSeq, a predicted model, not a curated record